Molecule: messenger RNA, 2869 nt
Organism: Larimichthys crocea (large yellow croaker)
Lineage: Eukaryota; Metazoa; Chordata; Actinopteri; Sciaenidae
Gene: dtl
Product: denticleless E3 ubiquitin protein ligase homolog (Drosophila)
Exons: 15
Coding region: 174-2165 (663 amino acids)
Biological process (GO): proteasome-mediated ubiquitin-dependent protein catabolic process; mitotic G2 DNA damage checkpoint signaling
Cellular component (GO): nucleus
Molecular function (GO): protein binding; protein-macromolecule adaptor activity
Source: RefSeq, a predicted model, not a curated record
AAGUGUCUCAGCCAAUAGGAUCGCGUAUCGCAGGUUUAGCGGGUGAUUCGGUCACAGUGUUCAGAGAUCUGUUCGCGGGAAACAAGAGCAGAAGCAGCACGGGGCCACAGAUCUGAUCAAAUACUUUACAGUUCUACAGAAUAUUCCAGAUCGGGUCGUACCGGAGCGUCGCGAUGCUUUUCCGCUCCAUCGUUGACAGAGCCGCGGGCAGACGGAGGCAGACCGCCCGUCCCGCAGAUCCCUACCCUCUCAGCUCUCUGCUGGACGGAUACCAGUGUGCCCGACAUGACGAGCACAUCUCCUACGGCAACCUGGGGGACUCCGUGCCGCCGUUUGGAUUGGCUUUCUCUUCAGCCGGGGACAUGCAGCACGUCCUUGCAGCGGCAAAUGAAGAGGGCAUUGUUCGGAUCUACAACACAGAGAGCCGCGAAAAGCCGCUUCUUAAAGAGUGGCUGGCUCAUGAGAAUGCUGUCUUUGACAUAGCCUGGGUACCGGGGGAGCCUCACAUAGUGACUGCUGCCGGGGAUCAGAUGGCCAGGCUGUGGGAUGUGAAGUCGGGGGAGAUGUUGGGCAGCUUCAAGGGUCACCUCUGCAGCCUCAAGUCUGUCGCAUUCGCGCCGCAGGAGAAAGCUGUGUUCUGUACUGGAGCCAGAGAUGGAAAUAUUAUGGUAUGGGACACCAGGUGCAGCAAAAAAGAUGGAUUCUACCGUCAGGUGAAACAGAUCAGCGGCGCUCACAACAAAGCAGAAACGAACCCCCCGAGCAAAACAAAGAGGAGGCGGGGCAGCACGCGGGGCAUGGCUCCCAGCGUGGACACCCAACAGAGCGUCACGGUGGUUUUGUUUCAGGAUCAGCACACCCUCAUCUCAUCCGGCGCCGUUGACGGAGUGAUCAAGAUGUGGGAUCUGAGGAAGAACUACACCGCACACCACCACGAUCCCGUCCCGCUGCAGACGUACCCGUACCCGGGUUCUUGCAUGCGCAUGCGACUGGGUUAUUCCGGUCUGGUUCUCGACUCCAGCAGAUCUAACGUCAUGUGUAACUGCACCGAUGAUAACAUCUACAUGUUCAAUGUCAGCGGAGUAAAAACGACCCCAGUGGCGGUUUUCAGUGGCCACCAGAACUCCUCGUUUUACGUGAAAUCCACGAUCAGCCCGGACGACCAGUUCUUGGCCAGCGGCUCGAGCGACAAUCACACGUACAUCUGGAAGAUCUCUGAUCCUCAACGUCCUCCCAUGACGCUCCAAGGCCACAGCGAGGAAGUGACGUCUGUCGCGUGGUGCCCGACGGAUUUCACGAAGAUCGCUUCCUGCUCUGAUGACCACACGGUACGGGUCUGGAGGCUUCGUCGGGAAAUGGAUGGAGUGCAAUCUUCAGUGGGACAGGCCAACCUUGUGGGCUGGGCACGUCCUAAAUCUCCCUCAAGACUUCCAAUCAAACCCGAAACAACCCCGGCCAAGUCGCAGAGGACCGAGAGUAUUGGUGGCAUGGCGUCACCCCAGCUCGCUGCCUGUGCCCCCAGUGGAGCCGCCCUGCCUCUUCCCUCCAGCACCACCUCACCCGUCCCCUCUCAGGACGCCAAGGCCUCCACCGCCGCCAUCCGCCAGAGGACGCCGUCUUCAACCAUCAAACAGUGGUUAUCCCCAAGCCGCGGAUCUCCCAGCCAGGCCAGCCAUCCGCUCCGCAGGGUGCUGAGCCCGUGUCCGCAGAGCCCGAAGAGCGGCGCUCCCUCUCCCACGGAACGACGGGCCAAACGCAGGCUGGAGACGGGCGACGGCGCGUCGGCCAGCUGCGAGAGGGCAGAGAAGUGUGACUGCGUUACUGAACUCUACCCGGAGGCCAAGAGAAGCCGGGGCCUGUCUGCUGGAAUCUGCUGCUCCGCUCAGGACAGCCGGGAACAAACAGACUGUCGGGUGGAGGACAACAAGCAGGCCUCAUCCAAACAGACUGGCAAAGAGAACUGCUCUCCCAGACCCAUUGACUGGCUGUCAGUGAUGGGCCAAAAGAUGAGGAAAGAUCAAGGAAGCCCCAGAAGCCCCAGAAGCCCGAGAAGCCCCAGCGUCUCUAAGAAACAAGAAGGCAAGACGCCAGCUUCACCAACUGUCCGCUCGCCACAAACCAUGAAGAAGAUCUCCACGUAUUUCACGAGAAGGCCUCUGGAGUGACCAAUCAGAUGCUCCGCGAUCCUGUUGUUUUUUUUUUUAAUAUAUAUAUUUUGAGUAUUUUUAACCUGAACCCACAGAUGAUGACAAGCCUCUAAGAACACUCAUCUGUGUCCAGAUGUCACGAGCAUGUGAACCCGAGCCGCACAGAGAUUGACAAAACCGUCAAUCGGAAUAUUUGAUGCGGCAGCUUUCACAUCCUGAGAGGCCGUUUUUUCUUUUAAUGGGGUCAAAGGUUUCGCAGUUACCCUCCUACGCAGCUUUCUGGUGCUGUGCAGAAUCUCUGGUUGAUGGAAAAAAAACAAAAUCAAGUUGCAUGUUGCUGAGUAAAUCUUUCAUUUUACUCAAACCUGACAAGGCUAAGAGAUGCAUUAGUGUUCAUCGGGAUGUUCAGGAGGUCGACAACACGUUGAUACUCGAGUGUCCGCGGUUGUGGACUUUUAAAUUCUGCUAAAAGAAAAUUAACAUUUAUUUGAUGCACAUAUUUGAGCUUUUUUAUGAACUUCACCAAGAUUUAUCGCUUCAUCUCUUUGUGGGUUUUUGAACUUUGUGUUUUUCAGAGUUACGUACUACAAGAUGUUUUUUUUUUUUUUCUUGAGCAAAUGCUUAAGCUGUUUAUAUGUACAAAAUAACCAAUGAGUGUUGCUUGGUUUGUGACACUAAUUUCCUGUUGUCAGAUUUUAUUAAAUAGAAAAAGAGUGUCUGGC